Triplophysa rosa is the source of this 1215-nucleotide messenger RNA. RefSeq lists its product as uncharacterized. The transcript is spliced from 2 exons. Lineage: Eukaryota; Metazoa; Chordata; Actinopteri; Cypriniformes; Nemacheilidae. Bases 41 to 892 code for a protein of 283 amino acids. The record is from RefSeq and is a predicted model, not a curated record.
GUUAACCACCACAUACUCCUGUCGACCCUCAAGGCUAUGGAUGUCUCUGGAGUGGUGCUACAAUGGUUCAGGUCUUACCUCACAGCCUGGCGAUCCGACUGUUUCUGCACGCAUUUUAGCAUGCCUAGCCGACAUUUUGCUCUGGAUGAACGACCAUCACCUGCAGCUGAACCUUGCAAAAACAGAACUGCUUUUAAUCCCGGCCGACACAAAGACUCAUCACAACUCCAUUCAACUGGGCUCAUCAACCAUCACAUCUUCCAGAACGGCCAGAAACCUGGGAGUGGUGAUUGACAAUCAGCUUAACUUCACUGAUCAGGUUGUCAGCACCACCCGGUCCUGUAGAUUCAUCCUCUACAAUAUUAGGAAAAUUAGACCUUUCGUAUCUGAGCAUGCUACGCAAGUCCUAGUCCAGGCUCUUGUUCUGUCCAGACUGGACUACUGCAAUGUGCUACUGGCUGGAUUUCCAGCUUGCACAACCAAACCUCUACAGAUGAUCCAGAAUGCAGCGGCAAGAGUGGUCUUCAAUGAACCGAAGAGAGCACACAUCACUCCUCUCUCCACUAAGUUACAUUGGCUCCCUAUAGUCGCUCGAAUCAAAUUCAAGACUCUGCUCCUGGCCUACAAGACCACCACUGAUUUGGCACCCCCUUACCUUCACUCGCUAAUGCAGACUUAUAUACCCGCCAGAUCCCUAUGCUCUGCAAACGAACGACGUCUUGUGGUGCCAUCCCAAAAAGGUAAAAAAUCUCUCUCACGUACCUUCUCGGGAUCGGUUCCACAUUUAUGGAAUGAUCUGCCCGCUGCUACAAUAUUAGCAGAUUCUGUGGCCAUCUUUAAGAACCGUCUGAAAACACAUCUCUUCCGUCAACACCUGACUGAUCAGUUCUGACUUCUAUCUCUUUUCUACUCUUUCAAAAAAAAAAAAACUUUUCUCUGUAUACUGUGGUAGACUAUAUGAGACCAGUUUUCUUUAUUGCACUUAUGCUUUUUGUUGUCCUUAUGUUGUUCCAAUUGCUUCCAUUGUUUCCCUCAUCUGUAAGUCGCUUUGGAUAAAAGCGUCUGCGAAAUGACUAAAUGUAAAUGUUUUUGCAGACUUUUUUAUACUGUUGUUGAUGAUGUUGUUGUUGUCACCACCAUGAUCAAGGUUUGUGUGUUCAGUGUUGAAGUGCAUGAUCUUGCUAUCACUAAAGGUUUCUUCAACACACACUUUUU